This is a messenger RNA of Ctenocephalides felis (cat flea), 2620 nucleotides long. Its product is annotated as Hermansky-Pudlak syndrome 4 protein-like. The record is from RefSeq and is a predicted model, not a curated record. Gene Ontology annotation, biological process: vesicle-mediated transport. The transcript has 8 exons. Bases 123 to 2498 code for a protein of 791 amino acids. NCBI's taxonomy places the organism in Eukaryota, Metazoa, Arthropoda, Insecta, Siphonaptera, Pulicidae.
AUUUAAAAAUGUUAAUAAUAAUAUUAACGAUAAUUAUGAGUAAUAUUAGUUACUCAUAAAAUGGAGGCACAAGAAAAUAAAUAUUUAUUGUAUGAAUCCAAAGUUUUCUGAACAACUCCAAUAUGUCUAAGGAAAUGCCUAUUUUGUUCGUUUACGACACUUUACAUUGUCAAACUGAGCAUGAUGAUCCUUCGGAGGCUGUUCUUUACUUUUAUCCAAGUUGGGUCUCAGAUCAACAAAGAUUGGCACUGUGCGGUCAGUUAAUGGGGACAACUUAUUUCUUGAAAAAUGUAUUUAGUUGCCCAAACAUAAUUGAAUUGAAGAGUGGGAAAUUUGUCAUGAAACAUUUUGGAAGAUAUAUAUUGGCUGUGGGAACUGAUAGAAAUAUUGCUAAUUGGAUUCUAUUACGUCGAGCUGAGUUACUGUCUUCCCUCUUACAAUUUUAUCACUGUGAUAUUCAAGUUAUAAAAUAUCAAAUUGAAUUAACUGCUCAAACUCCAUCUGAUUCAUUUGGAAGAAGCAAGUUAUCAGAUAAAUUAUAUCAAAUUUUUGAAUCAUAUCUGUCAAUAUUGCAACAUGGGAGUAACGUUUUUCAAAAUGUUCCUGUUAUAAGACUACCUAAAAGUGGAAGCAAUGUUUUCCUAGAAGCUAUGCAUACAUUGCAAUUUUGUCAACAUCGGAAUAAUGUACUUGGAGGUGUUAUUUUAUACCACAAUAAAGUCGUGGCUACACAACUUCCUCCCAGUAUAACAAAAUAUCUAGUUCUAACAGAUCCGCACCAUAUAAAAUCUUCAGCUGAAAGGCUUGAGAUUGGAUUUCAUUUACCAGCUGAAACCCAAAUAUUAAUUGUCUAUAUUGAGCAAGAAGAAUAUAAGUAUCUCAAGAAUUUAAGUGAUAAAGCAAAAUCCUUAUCACAAACUAAACAAUUAUUACUAAACAAGGCAACUGCGAAUAAGGAUGUAACAACUAUAACUUCACUUAAGCGUGAUAAAUCUAUAAUUUUUACAUCGGUACCUGAGGAAGAUGUUGAUCAUUCUACUUGUGCAAAGUUAGAAGAUAUAGAUUCUACAAAAACUAUAUUUGAAAAUAAGACUAGUCAAAAAUACAAUCAAAAGUUCAGUCGACCUACUCAUUUACCAUUAAAAUAUAAGAAUGUAACUUCUCGAGACCUACCUGAUUCAGGAUUGGGCAUUGAUAAAACAGAUGAGGAUGAAAUGAUUCCUGAAUUCAAAGGACAAACUAGUGUAUGCUCCACUCCUAUGACAGAUUUAAAUAAGAUUUUGCAUGGACGUGCAAUGUCAAUUUGUGGUGAAAUUGAAAUUAAGGAUGUGGAAAAUAAGGAUCCAAAGCAAUUUAAUAAAGCAGAUGAAUUUGAAAAUGACUUAAGCAAGUUAAAAAUGCUGCAAGAUGGAUUUUUGAAUAUAAAUAAAUAUAAAAGAAGAAACAGUUUACCUGAUUUAAGAAAAAAGCAAAUCAUGCAUAAAGGAUUUCCAAUGCGCACUUAUGGUUUUGGUUUAAGCAAAUUUAAAUUUGAGAAUAAUGAAGAUGCUUGUGAUGAUAGUGAUGAUUCCUAUUUGAAAAGAAAUAGAACUUUAAGUGAACCUUGCUACAACAAUAUGACAUCAGAUUUUAUCCUAGAAAAUCCAAUUGAAAAACUUGAUCUAGAAGUAACAAAAAAAAUUAAUAAAGACAAACCAAAAAACGAAAUAUUAUCUAAACCAUCACCAAAAGAAGUGGAUACCAGCAUCAAAUUUUCCUCAGUUUUAGACAAGAGUAAAAUGACAUUGCCUCUGAAGUCUCACACUCCCAUAGGUCCAGGACCAGUACCAUUAACUCCUUUAAUGAGUAAAUUAAGUAUAUUAAGCGCAGUGCAAGAUUCUAUAUAUGAUUUCACACCAACUGAUGCACAAGAUAAAUCUUCUAUAUGCAAUACUCCUAUUUCAUCAGUGAUUAAUUCAGAUCUAAAUCAUUCUGAGGCUUUUGGUGGAAGAGUACGUUCUCAUUUGUUAAUAUGUGGACAACGCGAUAUGACCCUUCUCUUAAUUCUUGAAGAUGGUGCUGGAUAUAAUGAGCAGCUUAUCACAGAAAUGUGGGAAACUUGUGUAAGUCGUUUACCAAGACUUGAGUCUAAACUAAGAGAUAUUCUUGGAGCGGUUGAGCCAGAGCAAAUACCAUCUAAUAAUGAACAAGGAUAUAGUUUUAUGUGUUUGGAUUCUCAAUGGGAUGUGGUCAAUCGAGGGGGACCAUGGGAUCCUCAAGAAUUAUCAGCAUUGGGUCACAUGCACAGUGAUUUAGUAACUUCAAAAGAGAUUUCAGAAAUUAUUUUGAGGAGUGAUGAAAGUGUGCUGUUUGGAUACCAAUGUGGCAGAAGUGAGAUGUACUACCAGCAAGCAGCAGAGAAGCGUUCAGGAAUACCCCCACCAUCUGAUGGCAUGGGUUCUGUACAAAUAAGAGCUAGACGAAGAUUGGAGCGAGACCAUGCUAUUAUAUUAUUGUAAAAUUUAGAUUUAUUGAUGAGCGACUUAUAUAGGUAAGGAACAUAUAUUGCAUUUUUUCCAUUUUUUUUUUUAUGUUAAGUAGUCAGUAGAGUAGGAAUUAAAACACAUCAUUUAUUAAUUGU